ACGUAUUAACGAACUUGUCAGGUGAGAAGCUUGAAGGAAGGAAGAUCGAACUGUUUUUAGUAUUAUAUUUCCUGUCGGAUAUCAUUAAAAAUGGCACAGACUUUUGUAGAUGCUCAGAUACGUGACAAUAAGGUGGUGAUGUUUUCCAAAACUUUUUGCCCUUACUGCAAGAUGGCAAAGGAUUCUCUAGCUAGCGCUGGUCUUAAGGAUUACAAGGUGGUUGAGUUGGAAAAUCAUAACAUGUGUGCUGAAAUUCAGGAUUAUCUGAACAAGUUGACUGGAGCUAGAUCGGUUCCCCGUGUGUUCAUUGGAGGGAAGUGCAUCGGUGGCGGCUCUGAAACCAAAGCGUUGCAGGAAAGCGGGAAAUUAACCACCAUGCUCCAACAGAAUGGUGCAAUGUAAUGUGCAACUAAUCUUCCAAAGCAAUGUUCUCUUCUGGUGUGUAAUUUUGUGCAGCAUUACCAAUGAUGUUAGGAUUUCAUAGAGCUAGAUUAUUUCAGUUUCUCUUUGCUUCUUACCCACAUCACGCCAGUGCUUUUACAUAAUUAUGUAGGAUUAACUUUUGCCAAAUUGAAUGAUAAUCAGUGUACAAAUAAUCCUUGUUUGCGAGUGCAUUAGUGAAUAUGCACAGCUCGCAGGUUAGGUCACAAUCGGAUAACAAAAGAGACUGGUCGAGUCCAUUAUCCAGCUCAUUGUGACUUAACCAAUUAUGUCUGUUUAGAGCCAGAAUGGCAUUAACUCAUAUUGUUUUACACACAGUUCACGCCCUUCUUGCUCCAAACAGACAAUGGGAACCAUAAGUUUUAAUGGCUAAAGCCCAAUCAAAUACAAUCCUUCAAGACCUGCAUUAUUUUUGACCCCCCCCCCCCU
This is a messenger RNA of Strongylocentrotus purpuratus (purple sea urchin), 870 nucleotides long. Its product is annotated as glutaredoxin-1. The record is from RefSeq and is a predicted model, not a curated record. Lineage: Eukaryota; Metazoa; Echinodermata; Echinoidea; Camarodonta; Strongylocentrotidae. The coding region runs from base 91 to 402 and encodes 103 amino acids. The transcript has 3 exons.